AUGGCAUUACAAGAGCCGGAUGCGAACAAAACCGAUAUUAAUUCAGACUCGGAGGACGAAAUAACCGGCAGAAAUCCUGUUUUAUCGCCGGCCGGGGAACAAGAAGAAACGGAUGAAUUAGAGACCAAUGCAGUGGCGACCUCACCUGAUGGCAGGUAUCUUAAAUUCAACAUCGAAAUUGGCAGAGGGUCGUUCAAGACUGUUUAUAGGGGCUUAGAUACAGAGACUUCGGUGGAGGUGGCAUGGUGUGAGUUGCAGACACAGAAGCUGACGAAAACUGAGAGGCAGCGCUUCAGCGAGGAGGCUGUGAUGCUGAAGGGUCUGCAGCACCCCAAUAUCGUACGAUUCCACGACUCCUGGAAGUCCACGGUCAACGGCCAUAAGUGCAUCAUCCUGGUCACCGAACUCAUGACCUCAGGAACCCUAAAAACGUACCUGAAGCGCUUUAAGGAGAUGAAGUUGAAGCUCCUGCAGCGCUGGAGCUGCCAGAUUCUGAGGGGCCUGCACUUCCUGCACAGUCGCAGCCCCCCGAUCAUCCACCGCGACCUCAAGUGCGACAACAUCUUCAUCACCGGCCCCACCGGCUCUGUGAAGAUCGGGGACCUUGGACUGGCCACCCUCAAGAGCACGUCUUUUGCUAAGAGCGUCAUCGGAACUCCUGAGUUCAUGGCCCCAGAAAUGUAUGAGGAAAAGUAUGACGAGGCAGUGGACAUCUAUGCCUUCGGCAUGUGCAUCCUGGAGAUGACCACGUCAGAAUACCCCUACUCUGAGUGCCGGAAUGCAGCCCAGAUCUACCGCAAGGUCACCAACGGAAUCAAGCCGGACAGCUUUUUCAAAGUUAAAGUCCCUGAGCUUCAGGAGAUCAUUGAAGGAUGCAUACGGAUGAACAAAACUGAGAGGUACACCAUCCAGGACCUUCUGGAGCACCGGUUCUUCCAGGAGCACGCCGGCGUGCAUGUGGAGCUGGCGGAGGAGGACGACACGCUGAAGUGCAGCCUUAAGCUGUGGCUCCGCAUGGACGACCCCCGGAAGCUGCAUGGGAAGAACCGCGAGAGCAACGCCAUCGAGUUCCUCUUCGAUCUCUACAAGGACGUGCCUGAGCAAGUAGCGCAAGAGAUGGUGGUCUCAGGAUUCGUGUCCGAGGUCGACUACAAACGCGUGGCCAGAUCCAUCCGUGACCGGGUGAUGGCCAUCAAGCGACAGAGGAACAAACUGCGUGGGCCGAGGAAGACAAUGCUGGAGAGGGAAGAAGAGCAGGAGCAAGACAUAUCAGCCGCUAAGUGUCCCAGUCCGGCUUCUGAGAGCCCCGCUCAGUCUCUGGUCUGGCCCAUCCUCACCACGUCUGGUCCCACCCCUCCCCUCUCUGACAGGUCUGCAGACUCCCACAUGUGUCCGCUCCUCUGCUCGUUACCCAAGGAGCCUGAUUCAUGUCCACAUGAACCCAGUCGGUACCUCAGCUGCUCCCCCCUCACCUCUGAAUGUGAGACAGACGGCUAUCUGAGCUCUUCUGAAGGAAUUCUCACUCAACAGUCUCCACCAAGUCCCGCUCCACCCAAGCAAACGCUACAAAUCCCAGCCCUUUGCUACCCCCUGAGUGUCGCAGAGUCCCGUAAUACUGAGUACAGUCAGUCUGGAUCAAGCAGUGGUCUUUCCUCUCCCGUUGACAGUGACGGGCAUGAAGGAGUCCUAAAGGAAGUCAAGACCUUCCGAAGAAGGAACCUGCCUCAGCUACGCAUCACCAGGCUGUCGGACAAAGAGGACCGCGUGGCAGAAUGCCAGUUACAGACUCACAACAGAACAAUGGUGACCUUUAAAUUUGACCUUGACGGGGACAGUCCCGAGGACAUCGCCGCUGUCAUGGUCAACAAUAAGUUCAUACUCCCAGCAGAAUGGGAUGGGUUCAUCCUCAACCUGUGUGACAUCAUCAGGAAGGCCGAGGCCCUCAUGAGAGGAAAGCCCUCCGGCCUGGAUCACCCAGCAGGCAUCUCCCGUAAGCUGCCUGUGAAAGAGUCCCGAGCUCUGUCUGCCCUUCAGCCCCGGCUGGCCGGCCACGUCCGGCCCCAGCAGUGUUACGUCGUGACGGGUAGAGGCACACGCAUGAUAACUGGGGAGUCCCACCGCUACCCCAGGAGUCCCCCAAGCCAGCUUGCAGACCUCCAGCAACAGCCCUUAGAUACCCAAUCCCACCUCCGUACUGCUGUCCAGGACUCCCAGACUGGCGGCUCCACAGACAUUCCAGCAAACCUGAUGGAGACCGUCUCCAUACCUCCUUCCCCACGUUCCUUUGACCUAGCUGCCUUUUCCUCAAUAAAACCUGUCUUCUCAAGUGCCACCAUCCCUUCUUCAUCUCACUUUACUCCACAAGAAGAUUCUCUUCCAUCAUCAGCCCUGACUGAAGACCCGGAGAGUGACUCGAGCUGCCCAUCCAAAAUCUGUUCUUCUGGUUCUUCUCCAAUCAACGAGCAUCGUUCGGUGAUUCCUGAAAGCGCCGCGUCCCGGGCCAGUCAGACGAAGAACUGCGAAGAAGAGCAACAGGAUUCAGAGGCGAGCCUGAAUACUGGGGUGAUGCUCUCUGGUCAGAUAUCCAGGAGCAAUUUGGAAUAUUCCGCCACAGUGAGAGGGAUGACGGAAGCAGGAGAGCAAAUAAAUGAAGGUGACGUAGCAGAGUCAGAGCAGAGGAGCCGGUGCGAUGAAGGAAGAGGAGAGGGCCAUGCAGAGGGCGGCUAUGAUGAAAGCGUCCAGCACAAUGUCACCUUGCAGCAGCUUUGGACAAACUAUCCUGGCAGCUCCUACCAGAGCAGUGAUGAGACAGAGACUGAGGACGAAGAGAUCUGGGAGGAGCUGGAGGAACUUCGGAGCAGACACCAGUUAGAGGUUCAGGAACUGCAAGCUACCCAGAAACAAGAGAUUGAGGAACUCUAUCAGAGUAUGGGAAAGGUGCCCCCAGCAGGCAUUGUUUCCCCCGCUAUGAUGCUAUCCAACCACCAAAGGCGCUUGUUAAAAGCCUACAUCUCAUCCCUCAAAAACAGCUUCCUGAGACUUGAUGUUAUACCACCCACUGGUGGUACAUCAUCAGGGACUGCGCCGAAAAACAAGAAAGGCCAAGCGAAGGAGUGA
Brienomyrus brachyistius is the source of this 3117-nucleotide messenger RNA. Its product is annotated as serine/threonine-protein kinase WNK4-like. The coding region runs from base 1 to 3117 and encodes 1038 amino acids. The transcript has 17 exons. Gene Ontology annotation, molecular function: protein serine/threonine kinase activity; ATP binding; potassium channel inhibitor activity. Gene Ontology annotation, cellular component: cytoplasm; cytosol. Gene Ontology annotation, biological process: positive regulation of potassium ion import across plasma membrane; monoatomic ion homeostasis; intracellular signal transduction. The record is from RefSeq and is a predicted model, not a curated record. Lineage: Eukaryota; Metazoa; Chordata; Actinopteri; Osteoglossiformes; Mormyridae.